AGGCGAUCUCCGCGGGCAGCCUGCGGUGGGGCCUUGCUUCCUAGCGCGGGGUCCUCGGCGGCCUGGGUGGCUACUGCCCCUGCUGCUGGCGUAGGCGAGGACGGCUGCGAGUGCGGCUGCAGUUGGUUCGCGGCGGCGGCGACGGCGGCAGCGGAGGAGGAGGAGAACCAGGCGACAGGGGAAGAAGGAGGCAGGCGCGGCGGCGGCGGCGGCGGCGUCCGGGGCCGGCGGCGGAGAGGGGGGUGAAGAUGGCGGACGUGCUCAGUGUCCUGCGACAGUACAACAUCCAGAAGAAGGAGAUUGUGGUGAAGGGAGACGAAGUGAUCUUCGGCGAGUUCUCCUGGCCCAAGAAUGUGAAGACCAACUAUGUAGUUUGGGGGACUGGAAAAGAAGGCCAGCCCAGAGAGUACUACACAUUGGAUUCUAUUUUAUUUUUACUUAAUAAUGUGCAUCUUUCUCAUCCUGUUUAUGUCCGACGUGCAGCCACAGAAAAUAUUCCUGUGGUUAGAAGACCUGACCGAAAAGAUCUACUUGGAUAUCUCAAUGGCGAAGCAUCAACGUCUGGAAGUAUAGACAGAAGUGCUCCUCUAGAAAUAGGUCUUCAGCGAUCUACUCAAGUCAAGCGAGCUGCAGAUGAAGUUUUAGCAGAAGCAAAGAAACCACGAAUUGAGGAUGAAGAGUGUGUGCGCCUGGAUAAAGAGAGAUUGGCUGCUCGCUUGGAGGGCCACAAAGAAGGGAUUGUACAAACUGAACAGAUUAGGUCCUUGUCUGAAGCUAUGUCAGUGGAAAAAAUUGCUGCAAUCAAAGCCAAAAUUAUGGCUAAGAAAAGAUCUACUAUCAAGACUGACUUAGACGACGAUAUAACUGCUCUGAAGCAGAGGAGUUUUGUGGACGCAGAGGUAGAUGUGACCCGAGAUAUUGUCAGCAGAGAGCGAGUGUGGAGGACGCGGACGACUAUCUUACAGAGCACGGGGAAGAAUUUUUCCAAGAAUAUAUUCGCAAUUCUUCAGUCUGUAAAAGCCAGAGAAGAAGGGCGUGCACCUGAGCAGCGGCCGGCCCCAAACGCACCGCCCGUGGAUCCCACAUUGCGUACCAAACAGCCCAUCCCAGCUGCGUACAACAGAUAUGACCAGGAACGAUUCAAAGGAAAAGAAGAAACGGAAGGCUUCAAAAUCGACACAAUGGGCACCUACCACGGUAUGACACUGAAAUCUGUAACGGAGGGUGCAUCGGCCCGAAAGACUCAGACUCCUGCAGCACAGCCAGUACCAAGACCAGUUUCUCAAGCAAGACCUCCCCCAAAUCAGAAGAAAGGAUCUCGAACACCCAUUAUCAUCAUUCCUGCAGCUACCACCUCGUUAAUAACCAUGCUUAAUGCUAAGGACCUUCUACAGGACCUGAAAUUUGUCCCAUCAGAUGAAAAGAAGAAACAAGGCUGCCAACGAGAAAAUGAAACUCUAAUACAGAGAAGAAAAGACCAGAUGCAACCAGGGGGCACUGCAAUUAGUGUCACAGUUCCAUAUAGAGUAGUAGACCAGCCCCUUAAACUUAUGCCUCAAGACUGGGACCGGGUUGUAGCAGUUUUUGUGCAAGGUCCCGCGUGGCAGUUCAAAGGUUGGCCAUGGCUUUUGCCUGAUGGGUCACCAGUUGACAUAUUUGCUAAAAUUAAAGCCUUCCAUCUCAAAUAUGAUGAAGUUCGUCUAGAUCCAAACGUUCAGAAAUGGGAUGUGACAGUGUUAGAACUCAGCUAUCACAAACGCCACCUGGAUAGACCGGUUUUCUUACGGUUCUGGGAGACGCUGGACAGGUACAUGGUAAAACAUAAAUCCCACUUGAGAUUCUGAGUUACUUGGUUUCCCCUUCUUCUGGAAAUCUGGAUUAAGAAGCAUGGAUAUGCCUUGAUCUAAAGACUGAGAGUCAAGCUUUAUGAAUUUAUCAGAAACUUACAAAUGAAGAAGGUCACAGAUCGAUCAAAAGACCUCAUUUGAUGCUUUAUGCUUCACAGGGAUGAUGCCUGUCAUUCAUAUGAGCAAACUUUUUGGCUUACAACUAUUUUUUUAAUACUUGCCUUCUAGUCUGUAAUGGAAAUUGUAUAUUUUGAUAGAAGUUUUUUCUCCAUUGGUUAAACUAGCAUUACUUAAAAUUUGUUUCUUUAGAAAAUAAAUACAGGUUAUAAAUGUGUGUAUAUUUAGAGGUCAUAAGGCUCUCUAAGCCAUCUUGCUUCUGAUUUUUCAUUGCUCUAUAAUUCCUUUAUUGAAAAUACUGUGUUAUGUAUGGUAUUCAAUUUUUGGUUUCUGGAACUUGCAAAACCAAGCAAAGGGAUGUGACUAUUUUGAAUGAAUCAAAAUGUCAAUCUGUAUGUAUUAAUAUACUAUAUCUAUACUUUUUAUUUAAAAAGGAAUAAUGAAAAAUCAAGAACAAUUCUUCAGCUUUGGUUGAACCGUUCAGCCUUUUCAAGACUUCUUUACUUAUAUUGAAUACAUUUAAUGAAUGUACAUUCUUCUCACUGACUUUGGUGAUUUUAAAACUUAGAAUGAUAUAUUUCUAUCUGUGAUAUCUUUCCACUUGAAAAAUCUCAAAACUCAGAUUAAAA
Rhinolophus ferrumequinum (greater horseshoe bat) is the source of this 2593-nucleotide messenger RNA. RefSeq names its product cell division cycle 73 (gene CDC73). The transcript is spliced from 17 exons. The record is from RefSeq and is a predicted model, not a curated record. Gene Ontology annotation, cellular component: Cdc73/Paf1 complex. Gene Ontology annotation, biological process: positive regulation of transcription elongation by RNA polymerase II; transcription elongation by RNA polymerase II. Bases 249 to 1844 code for a protein of 531 amino acids. Gene Ontology annotation, molecular function: RNA polymerase II complex binding. NCBI's taxonomy places the organism in Eukaryota, Metazoa, Chordata, Mammalia, Chiroptera, Rhinolophidae.